Molecule: messenger RNA, 1062 nt
Organism: Desarmillaria tabescens
Lineage: Eukaryota; Fungi; Basidiomycota; Agaricomycetes; Agaricales; Physalacriaceae
Exons: 4
Coding region: 179-1024 (281 amino acids)
Biological process (GO): cytoskeleton-dependent cytokinesis
Cellular component (GO): dynactin complex
Source: RefSeq, a predicted model, not a curated record
AAAGGUCCAAAAUACUGGCAGCUCGGUUUGGCAAACAGGAGAAUGCCGCACGUGCGAGUCGUAAUUGCCGCGGCAGAACGUCUCGACCCUCGUAGGACGACAAAUUCAGGUCCUGAACCACGGAUACCCACUAAUUAUUCUUCGCUGAUCACAAUUUUCUGAUUUCUACCAUAAUUCCAUGGCGAACAUCGGCAGCGUUUUUCUUGGUGAUUCGAAGCGGAUUCGUGUCCUGUCGUCCUCUAGUACUCCGCCAUCAUCACCACCUUUGUCAGGUUCCUCGAUGUCGGCCAUUCUUGCUGGAACAUCUCCGACACAGUCCCCUGCACAAUCGCCGCCACCAGCCUCCACGUCAUUCAAGUCUUCACCUGCAGCUAAGGAGCGUCGGAUUGACCCAGCACUGUCGCUAGAGUUACGCCUAAGAUGGCUUGAGGCCAUUGUGUUUGGGGUGAAGCACGACCGAAAGGGCAAGGAAAAAGAGAGGGUACACGGUGACCAGACACUCAUCAGAGCAGCAGAGACGCUGCAGCGCACACUGGACACUAUUGUCGAGAACAACGAUGGGCUCAAACGAUUCAUGAGUCGCUACGAACAGCACGCCCAUCUCUUGACGCCUUCCUUUGCACUGGCAGGACUCCUACCAGACCCACCAGCAUAUCAGAAUAUGUCACAAGAGGAACUAAACGCCUUUAUCGGAGAAAUGGGACAUGAUAUACGUUCCGCAGACCGUGAUAUGCAAGAAAUUGACGCGUUGCAGAGGAAGGGAGUCACAGGUGCAGGGAAACUGGCAGACUACGAGCAGUUGCAACCCCGCCUUGAAAUCCUUCGCAAGUCUUAUGAUGAGAACAUUGAGCAUGCUGCACGACUUGAAAAGCGUAUUGCCGCUAUACUGGAACGUCAUUCUACUCAGGUUGAUACACUGUCAGAACUGUUCGUGACGUGGGAUGACACUCUCACUGAUGCUGAACACAAGAUCACGAAACUAGAACGAGCACUGGCAGAACGCAGACGGAUGGGCCUCCAAUAACAUUGUUAUGUACAGUGAGUUAAUGACGAAUACAGAUC